Diaporthe amygdali is the source of this 1107-nucleotide messenger RNA. Its product is annotated as sglutathione dehydrogenase. The record is from RefSeq and is a predicted model, not a curated record. Gene Ontology annotation, cellular component: cytosol. The transcript has 5 exons. Gene Ontology annotation, molecular function: zinc ion binding; S-(hydroxymethyl)glutathione dehydrogenase [NAD(P)+] activity. Gene Ontology annotation, biological process: formaldehyde catabolic process. The coding region runs from base 1 to 1107 and encodes 368 amino acids. NCBI's taxonomy places the organism in Eukaryota, Fungi, Ascomycota, Sordariomycetes, Diaporthales, Diaporthaceae.
AUGAAGAAAGGGAACCGCCGUGCUAACCUCAUCGAGGACAUCGAGGUCGCGCCGCCAAAGGCACAUGAAGUGCGUAUUGAGAUCUACCACACGGGGGUCUGUCAUACAGACGCCUAUACUCUCUCGGGCAAAGAUCCAGAAGGAGCUUUCCCCAUCAUUCUCGGGCAUGAGGGCGCUGGCAUUGUGGAAUCGGUCGGCGAGGGCGUCACCAGCGUGAAGCCAGGCGACCAUGUCGUCGCCUUGUACACACCAGAGUGCAAGGAAUGCAAAUUCUGCAAGUCCGGCAAGACAAACCUGUGCGGUAAGAUCCGUGCCACGCAGGGCCAGGGCCUGAUGCCGGAUGGGACGUCGCGGUUUCGAUGCAAGGGCAAGGACCUGCUGCACUUUAUGGGCUGCUCAACCUUCUCGCAGUAUACAGUCGUAGCAGACAUCUCAGUCGUGGCGGUGCAGCAGGACGCGCCGAUGGAAAAGACGUGCCUGCUCGGCUGCGGCAUCACCACGGGCUACGGGGCGGCGCGGAUCACCGCCAACGUCGAGGAGGGGUCCAACAUCGCCGUCUUCGGCGCGGGAUGCGUGGGGUUGAGCGUGGUCCAGGGCGCCGUCGCGCAGAAGGCCGGCAAGAUCAUCGUCGUGGACCUCAACCCGGCCAAGGAGGAGUGGAGCAGGAAGUUCGGCGCGACCGACUUCCUCAACCCGUCCACGCUGCCCGAGGGCACCAGCGUCGUCGACAGGCUCAUCGAGCUGACGGAUGGAGGAUGUGAUUAUACCUUCGAUGCUACCGGGAAUGUCCAUGUAAUGCGCAGCGCCUUGGAGGCGUGCCACAAGGGAUGGGGCCAAUCCAUCGUGAUCGGUGUUGCGGCUGCCGGGCAGGAGAUCCAGACAAGACCCUUCCAACUCGUGACCGGUCGCGUCUGGCGCGGCUGUGCCUUCGGCGGCGUCAAGGGCCGCUCGCAGCUACCGGGCCUGGUGCAGGACUACCUCGACGGGCGGCUCAAGGUCGACGAGUUCAUCACCCACCGGCAGAAGCUGGCCGACAUCAAUACCUCAUUCGAAGUCAUGAAAAGCGGCGACUGUAUCCGGGCUGUCGUGGAUGUGCGGGGUAGGUAG